Molecule: messenger RNA, 492 nt
Organism: Colletotrichum tamarilloi
Lineage: Eukaryota; Fungi; Ascomycota; Sordariomycetes; Glomerellales; Glomerellaceae
Exons: 1
Coding region: 1-492 (163 amino acids)
Source: RefSeq, a predicted model, not a curated record
AUGGAGACGGAGGACUACUUCAAGCGGGAGCUUGGCUCGUGGCACAAUCAGCAGAGGGUUCUGCGGUACGGCCUGCUUGCAGGCGCGGAUGCGCUCGUGAGGCUACAGCGAUUGGGUCGCGAUGAGCUUGCCACACUGCAGAGUCGGUGUGCGUGGUACUGGAGGAGCAGGACGUGGUGGUCCUGGACAGCUGGCGACAUUGAGCUGGUGGACAGCUUGUUGAGUUUCCUGGACGAGGAACUAUCCCUGUGCUUGGUCCACGGAGGGUCUAUUGUUACCGGGGAGCAACCGAGACGGAGUUCGUAUUCGCUGAUGACACUGGUGUUGACCGCCCUGAGCGGCAUACUCCCGCGCCAACCGGAGGGGGUUGCUGGAAGCAUUGGGCGUAGCACUCUGCCCGGGGGCAUGAGAGAGGACCCGUUUGUGGUGCCGGACUCGGAGAAGGAAUCCCCGCUGUCGAGCCGGGAAGGCGAGAUGACUGAUUGUAGCUGA